AUAUAUAUAUAUAUAUAUAUAUAUAUAUAUAUAUAUGUGACACUUUUAACAGUUUUAAUUGUCCAAUCCAAAUUGUUCGGCGAUAACGAUGUGAUUGGAAUGUGGAGUGUAAUUACUCAAAUUAAAUUUAUCAUUGUUGUUAAAGGAGAUACGUGAAUCAGGAAUACGUGAAAGGAAGCGAGAUUUAUUGUUGCCGUGCUAUAGAAAUCUUUUGUCGGACAUGCGAAAAGGGGAAAAAAAUUUGAUUUAAACGCAGCAAAGCUGUACAGAACAGAAUUAUACGUUAAUCGCGCCAAAUAUAAAACACACGUGUUUGUUUGAUGCACAAAGUCCCGGCUGAUUGGCCGACGGGGAUGUUUAAAAGUUCGAAAAUACAGAUACGAAAUAUCAAUGAACUCUGCAAUAAAUUGUAACUCGGAUAAAAUUGGAGUGGCGUCCCGAAAAUUGUUCGAUAGCUACGAAAAUGUGAAGCUCCGCACGUGUAGAAAAGUAACGCUUCUCAAUCCGCGUAAGGCAGCGGAAGCUACGAAGUGAAAAGUUCCAACGACGGCCGAAAGAGCAGUCGUUCUCCUUCGCAUCCAGUUCUGAGCGGCAGCCGGAAAAAUUAUUUUUACUUCAAUCGCGAGUGUGUGUGCUACGUCGCAGUUGUCGCUUCGUACCAUUGUGAGUUUCUUAAAGAUUAUAUUCUACAAUAUUUUUCUACUUCUGUGAUUUUUUUCGCACAGUGUUUCUUUCGCGAAAAAAAAACGCUGAGUUGUUCUAGAAAUUGCAACAAAUUUGGUGAUAAUUCGGACUGAGUGCUCUAUUCUUAUAAAUAUUAAGUUAUUAUCACGAAAUGAAGAAUCUCAGAUUUGACUAAAUUGCUAAGCAUUAAUAAAUUUGGUGAGACAAUUUCCAAAGCACUGAACUUGGUGUUGUGGAAAUCAACAAACGAGUGGCAAAUGUCCAAAAUGUUGCGAAUAGAAUUAGUGGGCCUACUAUUGUUGGCCUGCACGCAAAUUCUUACGGAGCACCGCGACUUUCAUGAAUCACGGGAUCAAUAUGGUUACCAUCAGCGACACUCUUUUCACGACACUCAGGAAAGAAUAACGAGGGAGGUGCGCGUCAAGGAAGGCCGAUUACGCGGCAUGGUGGUCCAACCCAGAACCAAUCACAAUUUGCAGCUGGUCGACGUCUUUCUCGGAGUUCCUUACGCGGAGCCUCCCGUGGGAUCCUUCAGAUUUUCUCCGCCACGCUCACCGCAACCGUGGAGGGGGGUGCGGCAGUCGCAGGAAUUCGCCCCAGUUUGCCCGCAAGUCUUGCCGAAUCUUCGUGAGGAAGUAAAACCGGGCAGGUACGAGUACCUGGAGAGACACUUGCCGUACCUGAGAAACCAGAGCGAGGACUGUCUGUACCUCAACAUCUACGCUCCCCAUCAGGCCGAAGGUCAGAAAUCUCUGAAAAGAUAUCCGGUUAUGAUGUUCAUCCAUGGUGAAAGUUUCGAAUGGAACAGCGGUAAUCCUUACGACGGUACUAUAUUGGCGGCUUACGGCAACGUCGUUUUUGUUACGAUUAAUUUUCGACUUGGCAUCCUAGGUUUUCUGAGACCUGGAAUUAGAGAUGAUACAGCAAGUAAUUUCGGACUGUUGGAUCAAAUAGCGGCACUGCUCUGGUUAAGGGAAAACAUUGCGGAGUUUGGCGGCGAACCUAAUAGCGUUACUUUGAUCGGCCAUGGAACUGGAGCUAUCUUUGCCAAUCUGCUUCUAAUUAGUCCAGUUGCUAACAAAAAAGGAUUGUUCAAACGGGCUAUUCUGAUGUCUGGAUCAGCAAUGAGCGCGGACGCCAUCGGCAAGGCGCCAUUGCAAAUUACCAAGCAGGUGGCUCACGCUCUCAACUGUCCCACCAUCAGCGACAGCGAGCUGGCGCUCUGCUUGCGCAACCAGGACGUAGACAGGCUGCUACAUGUGAAAAUCCACAAGCCGAAAUACGUGCCGGCCUACGCACCGCUGAUCGACCGUGCCGUCAUCCCCGACAAGCCGCUCAAUUUAAUGGAGGACGCCCAGCUCUUCGGCAGGUUCGAUCUGAUGUACGGCGUAACGGAAUCCGAGAAAUUUCACAUCCUGCCACCAGUUGCUUUGUUACACGGCAUGCUUGAUGGACAACGAGAUGAAAUCCUGCGAGACCAUGCCAAAGCGACGCACGAGCUGGAGCCGGAGCUGAUCCUAUCGAAAGUGUUGGAGCAGUACGGCGACUUCGCAAGCGGUUUCACGAAAGAGUACGCGACGAAGAAUCGGGACAUGGUGCUGGAGGCGCUCUCCGAUAGUGGCACCGUGGCGCCGUUAAUAAUGACUGCCAAUUUGCAUUCAAGGGCGUACCCGAAGAGCUACAUGUACGUCUUCUCGCAUCCGAAAGCUAUGCAAGACUACUCUGGUCAACAGCGUCAACACACGGUGCACGGAGAAGAGUUGCCCUACGUACUGGGUGUUCCAUUAGGCAGCAAGUACAACUUACGGGGUCGAUACGACAUCAGAGAGACACUGUUCUCAGAAGCCAUUAUGAAUUGGUGGUGCAGCUUUGCCUACGUCGGGAGUCCCAACAGCGCGAAGCGAUAUUCCUAUCUCACUAACGUGUUCAAGGAAUGGGGUCAGUAUGAGAUCGAGUGGCCGGAAUAUGAUCCUGUCAAUCAGACGUAUUUCAAUCUAACCAUACCGCCUAACAUAGGUGCGCACUACCGCUCGGCGGAGAUGCAGUUCUGGAAUGAGGACCUGCCCAAUCUGCUCAGGCACCCGAAUAAAGACAUUUCGGGCCCGACACGACCGAGAGGACCGCGACCGCAGAUUCUUGACUUUGCCGACGGGAUUGGCAAGUAUGCCAACCGUACUGCCAAUCGGAAGUACGAGAGCUACGAUACUGGGUAUACGUCCAGCAACACAGAGAAGACGCCACUUUCAACUGCAGUUACAACGGGUGGGAGCGCCGGGGAGGGCUCGUCGAUAGAGCCGAGCACGUUAAGAACCUCGUCGGCGAUGAUGAUGGUGAUUGUCUUCUUCGUGGUGUUUAUACUGAUAAACUUCACCGCCUUCCUAUACAUCUAUUAUAAGAAGCAGAAUAUAAAGGGGAAAGAGAAAUCGUUGAAGAGACGUGGCAGCGAGAAGAAAAACGAUUCUGUCAAGAGGUCAAAAACUGAUAAACACGAGAACCAUUACGGCCAGAUAGGCUACAAAAGCGACAGCAAGCCAGAUUUGAACGACGUGAUAAAGAACGACAAGGCAUACGACAACAACUCCAACUUCGGGCGCAGAUCGAAGCUAUCGAGGCAGAAUUCCAGCUCCACCAUCGACACCCAUAUCAAGGUUAGAGAAUGGAUUCAGCAGGAGAUUGUGCACAGAUGUUCGCCGAGGUUCUUACGUAAAACGCGAGAAACAUUGCAGAAGGAGCAUCAGGAGAAGCUGAGUAAACAGCAGCAAGAGGAGAAGCAACGUAUAGAAGAAGAAGCGUUGAAGGAAAGAAAGGACGAGCCGAUAUACGACGAGAGUCCGGCGUUAGUGGUGCGCCCGGGAAAAAAGUCAAAAUUGCCCAAAAUUUCCGUGGCCAUUGACGCCACUCCGGCGACCAGAACAGAGUCCAUUCUGAAUCAAGUGCCGAUCGAAUUAACGAAGAGUAUCGAAACGACAAAUGAAUACGAGCCGAGCGCGCAACAGUUGAUGACCCCCGAAGUGGUCGUCAUAGAGCACCAUCACUCCAGGAGCGAUCCUCUGCCGAUGGAAAACGUUUUGAAAACGAUGAAACCGAAUUUCUCCACUCCAAGGAUUCACGAGACGUCGGAUUCGGGUAGCGCGAGCAGCUUGUACGCCAAGAUUAACCCGAAAUUGAAGUCUCGCUUGCCCCGUCCUGGUCUGGGAAUAAACGCGGAAGCGUCCGCGUUGCCCGAACAAUCGAGAUACGAGAAUCCGCACGACGAGGAGAUCUACGUAAAGACCGGACCGAUCUUGACGACCUUCGGCACGAAUGACGUAAAUGUCACGUGUCAAGAACCCGCCGCGGAGAGAGAGUGCAUCAGUCCCGAGGAGGCCUUGAAGACGAUAAAACGUCGAAACUAUCCCAAAGUGCUGCCGGAUAUCGAGAAGAGGCGAUCGCUUCCGGCGCCGAGCAGCCUCUUCGUGCCGAAACAGUACGCGAAUUCGUUGCAAGACUACAAGAACGGUAAUCGCGUGAACUUGUUCUCGAAUCAACCGCCGUUACCGCCGCCGAGAAUAUUUCGAACCUCCAAGAGCUUGGAGAAGAGCAGUUUCUUCGCCGAGGAAAACGAAAGCCAGAUCGAAAACGAGCCGAUCACUACGAACCUGCACGUGGGUCCGUUGCUAAAAAGGCCGGACUCCGGGCGAAAUAACUCCGAUCCGAACAUAAUCGAUUCCUUGGAAGGAAAUAGAGGUGUCCAGGCGGGCGGAAGUGUCGACGCUAUUUAUGCUAAUCCAAAGUGCCCGCUACACGGGAGUCAAUAUCCCUUCUCGCCGACCUCGCAGAGCGUCGACGACGAUAUCGGCAAGUCUUCCGGACUUUUGGACGUGGGCAACCCAAAUUGGUACAAACCGGCGGCAGCGGGCGAGUCGUCAGCUAUAAUGACGUCGACCGCGUCGGAACCGCAAAUCGUGAUCAGCAGCAGGGACGAGCGAAGCGCCAUUGGCGUCGCGACGCCAACGACGGAACCGAAGAUCGUGAUCACGCCGAGAACGGUUAAUCCGUGUCAAAUCAACCGACAGCCGAGUCCAACGGCGCGUCCCGACGAUAAGAUCGAUCACGAACCGCCGAGAACGAUUGAUCCGGCGCGAAAUGCGGGAUUAUCGGAAGGUACAAAUACUUCCGGCGCGGGCGGUUUGGUGAUUUCGCGAGAAACGGAAAAGAGGGAGCCGCGGAUAAUCAUUACGGCGCGGGAGCCGAGGAAUUGCGCCCCGGCGGGCGGUCUCAAACACCCGAAGAUCAUCAUAAAGCCGACGGCGACUCUACCGAGGAGCAGGGAUCAAAGGAAUAUACCGAAGGUGUCAGCCAUACCGUCGCCGGAACAGCAGAAUUGUCAGAACAGCGAGCGAGAUAGAGCUGCGCUGGAGCAAAGGGAAAAGCCGUCCCUGAGGGAGAAGCCGAGGGUCACGAGGAUACCGUCGUUCUCACGCAGGCGGGAGGAGCCUGGUAUUGAAAAGCCGUCGUACGUAGAGAGGACAGAAAUCGCCCCGAGAACGGAGGCAGCCAGUAAAAUCACAAACGCGCCAUCGACAUCCGACGCCAAGUCGGGCAUACCUAUGCCAGGGACAACAGCAACGAUGACGCCAAAGAGCGAGAAGACCCCGAGCACGGACUCGUCGUCCGCGAGCAACGGGAAUUCCAGUAACUCGAAUACCGGUACGAUCAAACGGAAGCCGGCGAACAAGAAAUAAUUGGCGGCAGCCAAUUCGAGAGCGCCACGCGUUAUAUAUCCCGUCCUCUAUUUCGCGAACGACGCGUAGAUGUAGAUGAAACGCAGAUGGGUCUCUAUCAUUCCGGCCAAGUGUCGAUAUACAGUCCUGAUGGCGCCCAAUCUCUUCCGCGAUACAUUCGCAAGUGUGUGCGUGCUCAUAAUAGCAACGAAAUUAACAGAGCGCUAUUUUCUCUUUACGUUCAAACUCUAUUUAAAUCGCGCGGUCUCUUUUUUGAAUCUUUCUUUAUUUAUAUGAUGCUGAACUCGUCAAAUCACAGGAUUAGUCUCUUUAGGAUUAACGGUACAUUAUUUAUUACUAUUCUAGAUAUGGACGUUGCAAUAAUGCAUGUUAUUAUAACUAUCUUUAUUGUUAUUAAUUGCAUCAUGCUACUUUUCUAUGACUAUAAUUAGAAUUACGCGACAGACACACACAUAAUCUAAUUGUAUAUCAUGUAAAUAAUAAUGCUGUGAAUGUUUAUGAUACUUUGAAUAGAGUGACGAUAUUUUUAAGAUUUAGACUAGUGAAACGAGCUAUAUUAUAUGUCGACAAGACAUAUAAAUCGCUUUCGCGAGCGUUUUUAAACUGGUUAGACGUCAUGAGUUAGAUGUUAAUAAUUUUCAAGGCAUUUGCUCUUUUGUACGCCCAUAACUUUAUACGAUGAAAAUAAACGUUUUUCGUACUUUUCCAACAGAAAACUCGAAAUGAGAGAAUACAUCCUAUCACCGAUUCAUCUUUCCUUCCUUUUUUUUUUACAUAAACGCCAUGUAUCCCGCGAUGUUACAUGUGUCUCGCAAACUUUGUUAUUAAGUGAAGCGGGUCUAUAAGUCGCUCCAGAUGUAGCGGGGGGAACGGCAGGCUAAAAUGGUCGGCGAGUUCUCACUUAUAUCAUACCGAUGGAUCGAAUUGAUUUUCAAAGUUCGCCCGAUAAUGGGAUUCUCCUCUCUAACGUCGCCGUGCGGAAAGGAAGAGGCCAUUUUCACGGUGAACCCACUUCUACCCUUCCCGCAAUCAGUCUGUCUCUCUAUCGCCUGUCGUUCAUCUCUUUCACCCUACUUUUCUCGUGUUUUCGUUUCAUCUUGUUCUACGUCAUUCGAUCUGUUCAAAAGCGACAGCCUGAUCAGAGUUCAAGGAGCGAAAA
Messenger RNA from Temnothorax curvispinosus, 6567 nucleotides. RefSeq lists its product as uncharacterized. The record is from RefSeq and is a predicted model, not a curated record. Gene Ontology annotation, cellular component: synapse; postsynaptic membrane; cell surface. Bases 942 to 5408 code for a protein of 1488 amino acids. Gene Ontology annotation, molecular function: signaling receptor activity; neurexin family protein binding. The transcript has 14 exons. NCBI's taxonomy places the organism in Eukaryota, Metazoa, Arthropoda, Insecta, Hymenoptera, Formicidae. Gene Ontology annotation, biological process: neuron cell-cell adhesion; modulation of chemical synaptic transmission; postsynaptic membrane assembly.